Molecule: messenger RNA, 885 nt
Organism: Mytilus trossulus (common blue mussel)
Lineage: Eukaryota; Metazoa; Mollusca; Bivalvia; Mytilida; Mytilidae
Exons: 2
Coding region: 158-676 (172 amino acids)
Molecular function (GO): zinc ion binding; nucleic acid binding
Source: RefSeq, a predicted model, not a curated record
UUAAUAUAACAAUAGAAUUGUAACAGGUUUUAUGAACCCGAGUGUAUUUAAAUACGGUGGACUCGAAUUGAAAUUAUCGAUAAGGGCGUUGACCAUUCGCAUGUACACACGUAGUUUUUGUUAGUUUAACCUGUAUUGCCGUAGACUUACGUUGACAAUGUCCGAUAUGGAGGAGGAAAUCUUGGAUUUACCGAGUGAGCAAGGUACGUCUACUAGAAAUUCGCAUGAAAUGUCUAUUCUGAAUGAGGCUCUUAACACGCUAAAGAAAAGAAACAAGCUCAUAAGAAUUGCUGACAAGUCGGAAGGAGGGUGGAAGACCGUACAAGAAUAUUUGUCCGAUGAUUUAGCCAGUGACACCGAGGAUGAAAAGAAGAUAAGGGCAGCUGAUACCCGGGCAGUGAAAAAGUUAAAGUCCGUUAAAUCUGCAGACAAGAAGCAGAACGUUCGAAAAAGACCAGCUGAAGCAUCCGGUUCUACAUCGCAGACAGCGCAUAACGCAAUUCCAGUUUCUGUCAGCAUGCCGCCCUUUCGCGGGAGCAGACCCGGUUACGGAAACCAGGUCAAAAGGUCCAGGGAAGGAGAUAUGUGUUUCAGGUGUGGAUUAUUUGGACAUUGGGCAUCCGAUUGCAAAAAAGACACCAAGACUGGAUUUGGAGCUCCCAGAGGAAAUACAUAAGGAUUUCAGCGCUCAUACGGACACUUUACAGAUUUUACUGACUGGAGGUUCUCUAUUCAGAGAUGUUGGCUUACAGAAGCUGAUUGAUGUAGAUAUUGUGUCACUUGACGAUAUUUUUGGGACCACAUGGUCUGUAGAUACCACUGGGUAUAGUUAUGGUCACUGGACCUGUUUUUUCUGUUUGUUGUAAGCUGAGCAGUUACGCAUUU